GGAGCGGGUUAUAUUUAAUACACUGAAGGCGCGUAACUCAGUUUGUAUUUGGUCAGAAACGGCGUUUGUAGCUGGUAAUACCGUCCGUCACACACGAAAUGGCUGGAGGAAAAGCAGGAAAAGACUCCGGGAAGGCGAAAGCGAAGGCUGUUUCGCGCUCACAGAGGGCUGGACUGCAGUUUCCAGUGGGUCGUAUUCACAGACACUUGAAAUCCAGGACUACAAGUCACGGGCGCGUCGGAGCCACUGCCGCAGUGUACAGCGCUGCUAUUCUGGAGUAUUUGACUGCUGAGGUACUUGAGCUGGCAGGUAACGCAUCUAAAGAUUUGAAGGUGAAGAGAAUCACCCCACGUCACUUGCAGCUUGCCAUCAGAGGUGAUGAAGAGCUGGACUCCCUCAUUAAGGCGACUAUUGCUGGUGGUGGUGUUAUACCCCACAUUCACAAGUCUCUUAUUGGGAAGAAGGGACAACAGAAGACUGUGUAAACUGAAAUUUGUAUGUUAGCUGUCUUAGGACAUGGAACUGUACGGAUGCGUUUUGUUUGCCCUGUAGAUUACUAGAAUUUUAACACUUUAUAUUGUCCAGCUUUGCGUUUACUCAUUUCUGGGGUAUUUCUUUCAAACAUGGCUUCAGAGAAGCCGUUUUGUUUUAUGAUGUUUGGCUUAGUCUUUGUGUACCCUUUUAAUUUGUAACGUGGCAUUUGGCUUUUAAACUUGUGAAGUUUCAGGAUUUUAUUUCAAUAAAGCUAAAAGUGCCAUGCUG
Messenger RNA from Myxocyprinus asiaticus (Chinese sucker), 762 nucleotides. RefSeq names its product histone H2A.Z. The transcript is spliced from 5 exons. Gene Ontology annotation, molecular function: protein heterodimerization activity; DNA binding; structural constituent of chromatin. NCBI's taxonomy places the organism in Eukaryota, Metazoa, Chordata, Actinopteri, Cypriniformes, Catostomidae. Bases 99 to 485 code for a protein of 128 amino acids. Gene Ontology annotation, cellular component: nucleosome. The record is from RefSeq and is a predicted model, not a curated record.